This is a messenger RNA of Dendrobium catenatum, 1924 nucleotides long. RefSeq names its product sterol 3-beta-glucosyltransferase UGT80A2-like. The record is from RefSeq and is a predicted model, not a curated record. Gene Ontology annotation, biological process: carbohydrate metabolic process. The transcript is spliced from 14 exons. Lineage: Eukaryota; Viridiplantae; Streptophyta; Magnoliopsida; Asparagales; Orchidaceae. Bases 91 to 1848 code for a protein of 585 amino acids. Gene Ontology annotation, molecular function: hexosyltransferase activity; UDP-glycosyltransferase activity.
UCAUCCGCAUAGAAAUUUAUAUGCGUCAAUUAUUCGGUUAACUAAACUUCGUGUCACAAAAGUGGUGGGAGAAUCCGAUUCUUUGCGAGAAUGGUUGAGGACGGCGGCAGCCCGCCGGGAAUGAACGGCGAGGGAUCGAGUUCUUCUCCGCCUGUGAGGUCUGACAGGAAUUUACCUAGAGCAAACACAAUGCCUGGUGGAAAUAAAAGUGAGGUUUCAGAGAUAUGGAGUGGUCCGCAAAAUCUGGAGAGAUCAAGCACUGAGAAGAGAAGGCAAAACAACUCACGUACUGACCCAACAGCACAGUUAUUUAAUGACAAGAUAUCUGAUAAAAAGAAGCUUAAGAUGCUUAAUCGAAUGGCUACGGUGAAAGGUGACGGAACUGUGGAAGUUGAAGUUCCUGGUGAUAUAGAGAGUGCAACACUUGAUUUUAGACCCGAUUAUGUUGUUGCUGGAGCAAUUGAUGAAGAACCAAUGGAAGUAACUGAUCUUCCAUACUUACCUCCUCUCCAAAUAGCCAUUCUCAUUGUUGGCACACGUGGAGAUGUGCAGCCAUUUAUUGCUAUUGGCAAACGUUUGCAGGACUAUGGACAUCGUGUCCGAUUAGCAACUCAUGCAAACUUUAAAGAGUUUGUAUUGACUGCUGGACUUGAGUUUUACCCAUUAGGAGGAGACCCUAAAGUCCUUGCUGAAUAUAUGGUUAAGAAUAAAGGAUUUCUGCCUUCAUCACCUUCAGAGAUAACUAUUCAACGUAAGCAAAUGAAGGAAAUUAUAUUUUCUUUGCUUUCAGCCUGCAAGGAGCCAGAUAUGGAUACUGGUAUUCCGUUCAAAGCAGAAGCUAUUAUUGCAAAUCCACCAGCUUAUGGACACACACAUGUGGCAGAGGCAUUAAAAGUCCCAAUCCAUAUAUUCUUCACAAUGCCAUGGACGCCAACUAGUGAAUUUCCACAUCCUCUUUCUCGUGUCAAACAAUCUGCUGGAUAUAGACUUUCAUAUCAGAUUGUCGAUUCUAUGAUUUGGCUUGGUAUACGAGACAUGAUAAAUCAAUUUAGGAAAAAAAAAUUGAAGUUGCGUCCCGUUACAUAUCUGAGUGGUGCACAAGGCUCUUCUUCUGAUAUACCACAUGGAUAUAUUUGGAGCCCACAUCUUGUUCCCAAGCCAAAGGAUUGGGGACCUAAAAUUGAUGUUGUUGGAUUUUGCUUUCUUGAUCUUGCAUCAAACUAUCAGCCCCCAGAAUCACUUGUGAAAUGGAUUGAAGCUGGUGAAAAGCCCAUCUAUAUUGGCUUUGGUAGCCUUCCUGUUCAAGAACCGGAGAAAAUGACAAGAACAAUUGUUGAGGCUUUGGAAAUAACUGGACAGAGAGGUAUCAUUAAUAAAGGUUGGGGUGGCCUUGGAAAUUUGGCAGAACCUAAGGACUUCGUGUAUCUGCUGGAUAAUGUUCCUCAUGACUGGCUUUUCUUGCAGUGCAAGGCAGUAGUGCAUCAUGGAGGUGCUGGAACCACAGCAGCCGGACUUAAAGCUGCGUGUCCAACUACAAUUGUACCAUUCUUUGGUGAUCAGCCUUUCUGGGGUGAAAGAGUGCAUGCCAGGGGAUUAGGACCUCAACCUAUUCCCGUUGACCAAUUUUCACUGCCAAAGCUUGUUGAAUCAAUAAAAUUCAUGAUGGAUCCACAGGUGAAGCAGCGAGCAGUCGAACUGGCAAAAGCCAUGGAAUCAGAAGACGGGGUUAAUGGAGCAGUAAGAGCAUUCUUUAAGCAUUUUCCUCGAAAUUCACCACCUGCGCCAGCUCCACAAUCUCCAUCAAUUUUUUCUUCCCUUGGUCCAGUUAAGAAAUGCUUCUGUGCCUAAAUAUCCUUUUUUUUCUAAGUAUUCUAGCUUUCAAAAAUUGGAUCAAUAGUUUUUUUUUUUUUUUAUUGGGUGGGUG